Adineta steineri is the source of this 1176-nucleotide messenger RNA. Lineage: Eukaryota; Metazoa; Rotifera; Eurotatoria; Adinetida; Adinetidae. The record is from the annotation of a GenBank genome assembly.
AUGAAAGAAACCAAUCGAAUUAGUGCAUUAAAAAGACUUACUAAACCAAUAUCCAGUAAUAAUAGUAUUCAUAGUCGUUUAAGUGCACCGAACACUACUCCUGUUAUUACUGAUGCUCGACAAUUGUUAACAAAUCGAAAUAAACCAAUAUUUGAUGCUCGACAAUUAUUAAGUCGACAAUCAUCAAAAACACGUGAUACUUCUUUAACAAUCCGAAAUGAUAUGGAAGAUGAUGAUGAAGAAGAAGAAGAAGAAGAACAACCUAAUGACAAAUCCAAACCAUUAUUCAUUACUAGAUCUAAAGAUGGUCGACUUACUACUGGAACUGUUAAUCGUUCGGCACCGGGCAAUAUUCGUAAUUCUCAAUUAGUUGAACCAAUUUCUUUUAAAAAAACAAUCUCAAAUGCACCAGCUUCGUCUGAUCAAAAAGUUGUGAUUAGUUUUGUCAAUGAUCAAUAUCGUAAAAGACAAAGAACACCAUCACCACUUGCACAUUCACCUCCUCCAAUUAUUCGGCGUUUAAAUGAUGCUUCUAUUCAAACAGCACAUUUAUCAUCUUCAUCUCGAGCACCACUUCGUACAAAUACUCAACGAAAAUAUUUAGAUGAUCAAUAUGAACCUGCAACAAAACGUAUUUCUUCACGAAAUACAAUAACCGAUAGAGAUCAACAAGUUUCAUCAUCAUCAUCAAAAAAUUCUCUAAAACAUAUUUCGACAGAUACAUCUGUUAGCACACGACCAAAACCAAAAUUAAAUACUGAUGAAGCGACAGUUUUAAUUACUAAUCUUCAAACAUCAGUUACAGAAGACGAUGUUAUUGAAUUAUUUAGUCAAGUUGGUGAUAUUGAAGAUAUAAAAACAUUAAGUCAUGGUUGUGUUCAGAUAAUUUAUGCAAAACACGAACAAGCUGAAGAAGCAGUUGCUAAAUAUCAUAAUCGAUUAUUAGAUGGAAAAUUAAUGUAUGUUUGUCUUCAGCAACCAACUUCUUAUUCAACAAAAUCUUCAAAAUCUACAACAGGAAAAGAUAAAAAUGCAUCAUCAUCAUCAUCAAAUAAUAAUGAAUCUUUUCAUUCGAAUUCAAAUAAAAUGGCUAUUGAUCCAGCAUUUUUUCGACAAGCACUAUUCAAUCCAUCGACUAGUACAUCAAAUAAUGUACAAUUCCAAGUCAAACUUUAA